AGCGCACCCGCACAAUAAAAACGUCCACAUUCAAAACCCAAGAAAAAAGCAAGGAAAAAUCCUCAAUAUUUUCGCUUCAAACCCUCUUUAGACUAGCUCUUCAUAUUGGGUUUUGGAUCCCCACUCAACAUCUGUUUUUCUCUCUCUUUUCAGAAAAAGGGUACCCAAAGGCUUCUCACCCAGGAAAGAGGAGUGUUCAAUCUGAUGUCUACGUUGGGCAAUUCUACAAACAUCUUUUGGCAUGAAUGUCCAGUUGGGAAGCUGGAAAGGCAAAAGCUAUUGAACCAACAGGGUUGUGUAGUAUGGAUAACAGGGCUCAGCGGAUCAGGGAAAAGUACACUUGCAUGCUCACUUGGUAGAGAAUUACACUCCAGGAGAAAACUUUCAUAUGUUCUUGAUGGAGACAACCUUAGGCAUGGUUUGAACAAGAAUCUUGGUUUUACAGCAGAAGAUCGAACUGAAAAUAUUCGCAGGGUUGGGGAAGUUGCAAAGCUCUUUGCAGAUGCUGGAAUUAUAUGCAUUGCCAGUCUGAUUUCUCCUUAUAGAAAAGACCGUGAUGGUUGCCGUGCAUUAUUGCCUGAUGCAAAUUUUAUUGAGGUUUUCAUGAAUAUACCUCUAGAAGUGUGUGAAGAAAGAGACUCAAAAGGCCUUUACAAGCUUGCACGUGCUGGAAAGAUCAAAGGUUUCACUGGAAUCGAUGAUCCUUAUGAACCACCAUUAAAUUGUGAGAUUGAGAUCCGACAGAAAGAUGGAGUUUGCCCAACACCAGGAGAGAUGACAGGUCAAGUAGUAUCAUACUUGGAGGAAAAAGGAUUUCUGCAAGUUGAGGGAUCAAUUCCACAUUGAGUUCAUGCUCCCAUUGAUCUCUGCUUGACUUUCUUUGUCAUAGCGAAAUAUCACACUUUAAACACAUAUGGCGGAUAGACGUCUCAUUUUAGGAUAAAGGAGAGAGGGCGCAUCGUGUUCUCCAAAGUUUAUGAAGAGCAUUGUCUGGAUUGAAAAAAAAAAAAAAACUGUUCUUAGUUUUACAUCAUAGGUUUUUUGAUUGAUGCAAAUGAGAGAUUAUGUGAAAUGUUCAUUAGAUGGCAUUUUUAUUCAUGAAUUUAUAUCAAGUACAAUCUCCCACAUUGCUUUUUUGUAUUGUAUACUUGUCAUAAACGAGUCGAAUUUGCUGAGUUUUGAGU
Messenger RNA from Ilex paraguariensis (yerba mate), 1184 nucleotides. The record is from the annotation of a GenBank genome assembly. NCBI's taxonomy places the organism in Eukaryota, Viridiplantae, Streptophyta, Magnoliopsida, Aquifoliales, Aquifoliaceae.